AUGAGUUUAUUUUACACAGCGUAUAUUAUUUUGUAUGUGAUACAGUUACUCUCUAUAUCGUUUGCAUCAGCAGAUAACAACAGAAACAGAUUUGAAAAGCAGACAUAUCAAAGAAUAAUUUCGAGUAAUACAACAUUAUCUAUAGAGAUCAUACCAUCAUCGGUUGAAUGUGCGUGUGUGUGUUCUAUGGUAAAACAGUGUUGUUCUACAAGCUAUGAAACGGCAUCUGGACGUUGCAUUUUAGAUACCCGCGCUAAACCAGAAACAGAAACAACUGACAAUUCAAACAUAAUGGUGAAGAUUCCAGAUCAAAGUAACCUUCAACCAAGAGACUGCAGUGACCUUCCACCUUGCACGAGGAGCGGAGUAUUUGAAAUAUACCCAGAUGUCACUAACAAGAUAGAUGUAUACUGUGAUAUGGAUACUAAUGGCGGUGGAUGGACGAUCAUACAACGACGUGUCAACAGUUCCGUUAAUUUCUACAGAUUCUGGAGUGACUACAAGUAUGGCUUUGGAAGUGUUUUUGAAAACCACUGGCUUGGUAACGACAAUUUACAUAUGUUAACGACAUCAAGAAAAUAUGUCGUGAGAUUUGAAGUGCAUGACUUCAAUAACGAUACUGCUUACGCAGAGUAUCAAUCAUUUAAAGUCGAGAAUGAGGCGUCACGAUACAGGGUUACAUUCUCUGGAUACACAGGCACUGCUGGGAAUGGAUUUGAAGGUAAUAAUGGAAUGCAAUUUACUACACGAGAUCGUGACAACGACCUUCACAAGCAUCAUUGUGGGAAAGGACAGCAAGGUGCUUGGUGGUACAAUAAAUGCGGAAAAUCUAGUUUAAAUGGCAUGUUCAAACCAGAGGGAACCUCUCUUGCCAAGAUGAUAUAUUGGAAAACUUGGAGAUCAACUACAUUAAAAGCUACCGAAAUGAAAAUAAGACCUAUCAAUUAG
Mytilus trossulus (common blue mussel) is the source of this 948-nucleotide messenger RNA. RefSeq names its product techylectin-5A-like. Bases 1 to 948 code for a protein of 315 amino acids. The transcript has 5 exons. Lineage: Eukaryota; Metazoa; Mollusca; Bivalvia; Mytilida; Mytilidae. The record is from RefSeq and is a predicted model, not a curated record.